AUGUCUCUCACUCCUGAGCAAAAGUACGACCUCAUCACUCGUAACCUCCAAGAGGUUCUCGGUGCUGAUGAAAUGAAGAAGGUUCUCGCUGAACGUGAUCUUAAGAUGUAUUGGGGUACUGCUCCCACUGGUAGACCUCACAUUGGUUACUUUGUGCCUAUGACCAAGAUUGCUGAUUUCUUGUCUGCUGGUGUUGAGAUGACCAUUCUCUUGGCUGAUCUUCACGCUUUCCUCGACAACAUGAAGGCACCACUCGAACUCGUCCAACAUCGUGUCAAAUACUACGAGCAAAUGAUCAAGACUGUCUUGACCUCUCUCGGUGUCCCUAUUGAGAAGCUCAAGUUUGUCAUUGGUUCAUCUUACGAGUUAUCAAAGGAAUACACCAUGGACAACUUCCGUUUGUGUGCUCUUGUCACCGAACACGAUGCCAAGCGUGCCGGUGCUGAAGUCGUCAAGCAAGUUGCCUCUCCUCUCUUGUCAGGUUUGUUGUACCCUGGUAUGCAAGCUCUUGAUGAAGAGUACUUGAAGGUCGAUGCUCAAUUUGGUGGUGUUGAUCAACGUAAGAUUUUCAUUUUGGCUGAAAAGUACAUGCCUCAAUUGGGUUACAAGAAGCGUUCUCACUUGAUGAACCCUAUGGUGCCUGGUUUGACCGGCUCCAAAAUGUCUGCUUCUGACCCUGACUCCAAGAUUGAUUUCUUGGACAGUGCCAAGGAUGUGUCAAAGAAGAUCAAAAAGGCGUUUUGUGAGGAAGGCAAUAUUGAGGAAAACGGCAUCUUGUCUUUUGUCAAGUCUGUCUAUUUCCCUCUCAAGACCUUGAACGGUAACAAGGCUACUUUCACUGCCAUUCGUCCCGAGCAAUACGGCGGUAACAUGGUAUACGAUAACUAUGAGGCUUUGGAGAAGGAUUUCGCUGACAAGGUGGUUCAUCCUGGAGAUUUGAAGGCUGGUGUCAUUGCUGCUAUCAACGAAUUACUGGAUCCUGUUCGUAAGGCAUUUGAGGAUCCUGAACUCCAAAAGUUGUGUGAGUUGGCCUACCCUGUUGCUAAGCCUGCUGAAAAGGUCAACCCCAAGAAGGACAAGAAGGAAAAGAAGAAGGCUGAAAGAGCUGCCGCUUUGGCUGCCAAGGCUGCUGCUGCUGCUGCUGAGAACGGCGAUGAGGCUCCUGCCACUUCUGAAGAGACAAAGGAAGAGGCCAAAUAA
Mucor velutinosus is the source of this 1200-nucleotide messenger RNA. Its product is annotated as M20_dimer domain-containing protein. Gene Ontology annotation, cellular component: cytoplasm. The transcript has 2 exons. Gene Ontology annotation, biological process: tyrosyl-tRNA aminoacylation. The record is from RefSeq and is a predicted model, not a curated record. Gene Ontology annotation, molecular function: tyrosine-tRNA ligase activity; ATP binding. Bases 1 to 1200 code for a protein of 399 amino acids. Lineage: Eukaryota; Fungi; Mucoromycota; Mucoromycetes; Mucorales; Mucoraceae.